AUGGGUGGGGCAUGGGAAAGAAUGAUCGGUAUUACCCGUAAGAUCCUCAAUUCAAUGCUGACUGAUGCCAGUGGAAAGACCUUAACGCAUGAUGUGCUGAACACAUUUAUGGCGGAGGUCUGUGCAAUCAUUAAUUCAAGACCUCUUGUUCCGAUAUCCACUGACCCAGAUUCCCCAUUGAUUCUGACCCCAGCAAUGCUAUUGACACAGAAGACCGAGUAUGAGUUCAAGGCCAAUUCACUAGGAGAAUUUGGUGGUCGAGACAUGUUCAAGGCUGAAUGGAGACGUGUUCAAGCUUUAGCUAGUGUAUUCUGGUCUCGUUGGAAGAAGGAGUAUCUACCGCUACUUCAGAGUCGUAGGAAGUGGACCAAGAAUCAACGUGACAUAGCAGAAGGAGAUGUAGUUCUUAUAAAAGACAAGACUGUUGAACAGAACUGCUGGCCUAUUGGCUUAGUUGUGAAAGCCUUCAAGAGUUCUGAUGAUCAUAUGCGAAAAGCUGAAAUUCGUACCAUUGUGAAUGGAAAGCCUACAGUGUAUAUCAGACCAGUCGUUGACAUGAUACUUCUCGUUGAAAGUGAAAUCGUAUAA
Molecule: messenger RNA, 588 nt
Organism: Saccostrea echinata
Lineage: Eukaryota; Metazoa; Mollusca; Bivalvia; Ostreida; Ostreidae
Exons: 1
Coding region: 1-588 (195 amino acids)
Source: RefSeq, a predicted model, not a curated record